Synchiropus splendidus (mandarinfish) is the source of this 2936-nucleotide messenger RNA. RefSeq lists its product as uncharacterized. Gene Ontology annotation, molecular function: double-stranded telomeric DNA binding. Gene Ontology annotation, biological process: positive regulation of DNA-templated transcription. NCBI's taxonomy places the organism in Eukaryota, Metazoa, Chordata, Actinopteri, Syngnathiformes, Callionymidae. The transcript has 11 exons. The record is from RefSeq and is a predicted model, not a curated record. Gene Ontology annotation, cellular component: nucleus. Bases 303 to 1742 code for a protein of 479 amino acids.
AUUAUAAUCCAUGCAGCUUGACGAUAUUUCGGGUGAGGGGUCAUAAAUAAAGACCGACUCUGUACAUUUGCAUACUGUAUUCCCUGCUGCAUAGCUCAAAGACAUAAUGACCCUGCUCCGAUUCCUGUACUCCCGCUUGGCUGCUGAAGCUUGGGCAUCGUAGAGAAGUUAUUCCAGAGGGACACGGGAGACAAAGACUUGGACUUGAGUUCCACCGCCCCGCUGCUCGUCCCUCCAGUCGGCUGCAGCUGUGAGCCAGCUGCCUGCGGGAGCUGUGCAGUCGGCCGGAGCUCCGCUGAGCCAUGCGACAGUGGAGCGUCCCCGUCGCGACCCCGCGUUCUGAGCCACUCCCGGGGCGUCUCACCCUGUCGCUGCCUCCAUCAGAUGCAACCAUGGAGUGCAGUGGCACGGAGCCACGCUACACUAUCGAACAGAUAGACCUCCUCCAGCGUCUGCGCCUGUCAGGUAUGACCAAACCUCAGAUCAUCCACGCUUUGGAGUCCUUGGAAAGGCUGGACCCAGACCACCGCUCGCUGCACUGUGACUCCAAUUCCGCUCCAUCCAACAACACUCCCGCCACAGCCGCCCAAGCCCCAUCCUCAUCUUCGUCUUCUUCCUCCUCGCUCUCCUUGGCGUCAGCCACCACUCAGACCUGUGGCCUGGAUGCCACUGCACUCUCCCCAAGCAACAGCUAUGAAGCUUCUCCCCCACCUCUGUACCCUCCCAGUGUUGUAGUGCAGCGCUCCUUUAGCUAUGACAUGAUUGGAGAAGAGGAGUGGGACUUGGAGGAGAAGGUGGAGGAGUAUAUGAGGAGGGACAGUAACUUGGUGAAAGAAGAGAUCAAAACCUUUCUCAAUAAUCGCAGAAUCUCCCAGGCCAUCGUGGGACAAGUCACAGGCAUCAGUCAGAGUUAUAUCUCCCAGUGGCUGCUGCAACAGGGCCUGGAAAUGAGCGAUUCCAAGCGCAGAGCCUUCUACCGCUGGUACCUGCUGGAGAGGAACAAUCCAGGGCUGAGGUGGAGUGAAAGCCAGACCUCCAUGGGUCCCAGAGCCAGGGGCUGGGAGAGAGAUGGGCCGCUUGCAACAGGCAGCCUUACCAACAUCCUCCCAAACCCCAACACCACUCUGCACCCCAACCCAUUGUGGAUCAGGCAGAGAGAGCUGCUGAUGCACUUGCUGCCCUGGUACGCUGCUGCCACCGCAGCUGCCCAAGUGCAGCCAGGAGCCACCUUGUCCAUGCGUUCUUUGGUGAAGGAGGAACCUGACUGGCGGGCAGGAAUCAUGGCCAGUGACCGGGCUGGCGUGGUCGCUGGACCUCUCAGGCUGCGUCGAGGAAGUAGGUUCACAUGGAGGAAGGAGUGUCAAUCAAUCAUGGAGAGUUUCUUCAUGGAGAACCAGUACCCUGAUGAAGCACGACGGGAAGAAAUCGCCAAUGCCUGCAACUCUGUCAUCCAGAAACCAGGUUGUAAACUGUCUGAGUUUGAGCGUGUGACAGCCCUGAAGGUCUACAACUGGUUCGCCAAUCGCCGUAAGGAGAUGAAGAGGCGAGCCAAUAUUGAAGCUGCCAUCUUGGAAAGCCACGGAAUUGAGGUGCCUAGCCCCAGCUGCCACUCCAAUGGAGAAGACGGUGAAAUGCAGGACUUUGCUGAGCAGAUUGGUCAUCGAUUCUCAGAGCAGAAUCCUCCUCCCAGAGAAUCGCGGAUCAGCAGGAUUCUUCCAAAACUGCCUGCUCUGAAGUCGUAGCCUCCUCCAGCCCUGACGCCUCCGUUCUGGAACAGAAAGAGGAGAAUUCCAAAAGGGAGUCUGUGGAAGAACAGUGACAAAAAAUUCUGCAUCAAUGGAGUUGAUCGAAAAGUAAAAAAGCUCAGAAAUGGAGCCUGUGCGGGAAGAAUAAGCUGUAUUUAUCGAAAGUUAUCUUGCUAAUGUAACAAUAUACACUAUACAGUAUGUAAUCUAUAGCGCAUUCCAAAAUGGUAUCCAUACUCCUCAAUAGCUUUAAUCUAAAAUGUAUUUAAAGACAUUUAGAGCCUCUUUUAUUUAACGCUUUAUAUCAUAGCUUUUUCAAACUUGGGUCAUGUGACGGACAUGGUCAGGCCUGCAGGUCAGGUGAGUGUGUUGCUGGUGUUCAAUAUCAGAACGUUUCCUCAAAGCUUCUCAUGCAUUCAAACUCAGACCUCAAAGAAUCGGCCGAUCAGAUCGGCCGAGGGCUCAUAGUAAUCCGUCAAACCCUGAGGGACAACUGGAAUCUCAGGUAAUCCCAACAACGGUGGAUAUAGAUGGUGAACGCUCGUGUUCUUUUUGAAGUACUCACUGGUUCAACCUCAUUUCAAAAGUCUAAUCUGAGACUUAAAACUGUGUUUCUCUUAAAGAGCUCAUGCUUUUAUGCUCGAAGCACCUUCUGAAAGACGACGUUUAGGCAUAAACUUGCAACAAACCCAGAGCAGUGAUAGAAGCUAUCAUGGGUGCUUGACUGUAUCGACAUAAUCAGUAUGUAGAAAGCGCGAGAAAACUUGAACAAUACGUAGCUUACUGAAACUGUGCUUUACUUUAAGUCCUGUAUUCACGGGUCCAAGGCCCUCUAGAGCAGCUUCCCAAAAUGUUCAUGAAAUGAACGUGAAAGCUCCUCCCCCGAAGACCUAUCAAGGGGACGGGGGCUGCUCUUCUGUUACUUCCUUAUGCCAAAGUUGUACUGAUGUUUAGAUAAGCUCAACCCGAAGUGUUGAUUAGCUCAGUAACACUCGCCAACUCUCGCUUACCUCAAGUGUCACAGACUGUUGUGAGACAGCAGGCAUAUUUGUGACUGUUAACGACACAGACGGUGUGUAGCAUUUUCAAAGCGGCAGUGUUAUCCUCACCAGUUCUGUUUGUCCAACUGUGGACCAGAACCACGAGCUGCACGCUGAUGACAAUAAUGACACUCCUCCCUGUCUGCUUUUA